GUUCAAUUCCUUUGCCACCCAGAAACUAAUUAAAAAUGCGGAGGUAUUUACAAAAAAUAUUCAAAUAACGAACUGUUUUGUUCGGUGUUAUUUCUUUAUUUAUAAAAAUGUUUUACGAUAAUAUAAUAAUGAACAGUGAAACCCUUGGUAAAGUGUGGAAGGUGGCAAACAAUAUCGAAGAUUCAAAUAACGAUAUUUCUCUGCCCAAAAUAUGUGAACAAUUAGACGAUUGGUUGGGAAAUGAAGAAGAAGUUCCUUACAAACGUCUAUCGCUGAGGACAUCAGCAAUGUUCAUCGACGGCGCUGCUAAGCUAUAUAAACAGGGGAUGCAGAAGUUAUUUGAAGAUAUAGACAGUUUGGACAAAGCGAUGUCUUCUCGCAAAAGACGUCGGGACGUUCCAGAUUACUCAACAAGCAGUACUAGCACUUCAGACACUGUACCAACCCCUGAGAAAAUGAUGAGGCGCCACCCAUAUGAUGUAGGUAUAGAUACGUCUCAAAUAAACGGAACGCGUUGGAGGAGUUAUGAAGACCGUUCGCCAAGCAUCUGCAGUAAUAAAACGGUUGAAAGAUGGACAUUUCGCGGCACCAACAAUAACAUAUUUAUUAGAGACGACAAUAGGACUUCCAGUGUCGUAACGUCUGAAGAUUCUGACGAAAUUCAAGAAGUUCAGCGGAAGGAACAAGAAGUUCAGACCACACUCUCCUUCGCCCCUAAUGUAGAAAGAGCAAAUGCACAGACUAACGGAUUUGAUGAGAAUCUUCCAUUUGGUUACGUCAUCAUUCAUGAUAACUACCGAUCUCGAAUUCCAAGCAAAAUUAUAUUCUCCUCACUCAAUGCAGACGUUAAAAAUAUUUUUUGAUUUGUAAAAUUAUCGAUUUACAUAAUCGAUUAUAUGAUUAUUGAAUGUAUUAAUUAUUAAUGAUUAAUUUGCUUACGACAAUGUAAGACAUUAAAAUAAAACUAUUUACGUGGUUAUUUAUAUUAUUAUUUUCUCCCGACCUUUCGAAAAAAUUACAGCCCUCAUGGAAUCCGCCCUACAACCAUAAAGGCUGCAAAGUCUUCGAAACGUCAGAAAAAAAUAAUAAUAAAUAAAUAACCGUAAUUCGUAAGUUGGUUUAUUUUAAUGUAUUAAUUACUCUAAAGAAAGUAUAUUUGCGAUUAUUUAGUUGCUAUCAUUGUAACGCCAACCAUAGGUUUAGUCAGCAUUUUUCACCUAAAACUUAGGUAUACUAUAUGUAUUUUUGUAAAACGAAAAUUAAAAAUAUUUUCUUCAA
This is a messenger RNA of Manduca sexta (tobacco hornworm), 1278 nucleotides long. RefSeq lists its product as uncharacterized. The record is from RefSeq and is a predicted model, not a curated record. Gene Ontology annotation, molecular function: protein binding. The transcript is spliced from 6 exons. NCBI's taxonomy places the organism in Eukaryota, Metazoa, Arthropoda, Insecta, Lepidoptera, Sphingidae. Bases 108 to 863 code for a protein of 251 amino acids.